Magnolia sinica is the source of this 3181-nucleotide messenger RNA. RefSeq lists its product as uncharacterized. Gene Ontology annotation, biological process: negative regulation of DNA recombination; mismatch repair. The transcript has 21 exons. The coding region runs from base 86 to 2521 and encodes 811 amino acids. The record is from RefSeq and is a predicted model, not a curated record. Lineage: Eukaryota; Viridiplantae; Streptophyta; Magnoliopsida; Magnoliales; Magnoliaceae. Gene Ontology annotation, molecular function: mismatched DNA binding; ATP binding; ATP hydrolysis activity.
GCAAUCCACACUCCCACCCUAUCCAUUUCCUCACGAAAACCGUUGGGCGUCUUUACUUCCCGCGCUCUUCACAGCCCUUUCCAAAAUGCCUGCCCUAGCCCUCCAGCCGUUUAUCUCCGUCAUCUCCACCUCCUCCCCCAUUCGCUCCAUACGAUUCAAAACCCUAGCAUACCUCAAACCCCUCCAUUCCCCUCCCCAGAAAUCUUCCUCCCUUCUCUCCGACACCCUCAGAUUACUAGAAUGGGACAAGGUCUGCGAUUCUGUCGCCUCAUUCGCUGGCACGUCACUGGGUCGAGAAGCAACCAAGGUGCAGCUUUGGUCGAUGAAUGUGAGCUAUGACGAGAGCAUGAGUCUUUUAGCGGAAACCAAUGCUGCUGUUGAAAUGAUGAAAUAUGGCAUCAGUGGCACGGAUUUCAGUGGCCUUGAUGUCUUUCAAGUAAAGUCUGCUACGGAACGUGCCUCAAGAGGCCUUCCAGUGGACGGAGUUGAAGCAAUGGCUGUUGCAGGCCUUCUACAGUUUGCUGAUAUCUUGCAAUCUAGCAUGAAAGCAGCACUCAAGGAAGACACAGAUUGGUAUAACCGAUUCAUGCCUCUCUCAGAAAUGGUAAUGCAACUGGUCAUAAAUCGACCUUUGGUUAAGUCUGUACAGCAAGUGAUAGAUGAAGAUGGCUCUGUCAAAGACUCUGCGAGUUCAGAUCUGAAGCGGGCUCGUGAUCAAGUGCGCAUGCUUGAAAGGAAGUUAUAUCAGCUGAUGGACAACUUAAUUAGGAGUGAAUUGAAUGAAACAUCUUCUCUGGAAGUGAGUAAUAUUGAUGGAAGAUUGUGUAUAAAAUCGGGGUCCAAUCAGUUUACGCCUUUUAAGGGAUUAUUGUUGUCCAGUGGUUCAGGUGUUGAGAGCUUGGUAGAGCCAAUCUCUGCUGUUCCAUUAAAUGAUGAGUUGCAACGAGCAAGGGCAUUAGUAGGAAAGGCUGAAGUGGAUGUUCUUUCAAAGUUAACAGAUAAGAUGCAAGCACACCUGGAUGACAUCCGGAAUUUGUUGAAUAGUGUAAUUCACCUGGAUGUGGUCACUGCUCGAGCAAAAUAUAGUCUUGCUUUUGGAGGCACAUAUCCUGAAUUAUCUGUCACAAGAGAUGAAGGUAGAACUUCCAUCCGUAAAGGUGAUACCUCGAGGAGCACAACCUUUAACAUGCCAUCUUUACCUUACCCUAAUCAGAAGGAAUGGACAUUGUAUUUGCGGAACGCUUACCAUCCUCUGCUGCUGCAGCAGCAUCGAGAAAACUUGCAGAAGGCCAAAAAGGAUGUCAGUAGUGCUACUGCUGAAAUCAGAAGGAGAAAGUUGCAGGGGGAGAGUAUGACAUCUAAAGUAAAUCUAGAUGCACAUCUUGCAUCCUUAGAAAUUCGGGUAACUCAACUGCAAGAUGCAUGUCCUGUCCCAGUUGAUUUCCUCAUUUCUACGAAAACUAGGGUUCUGGUUAUAACUGGGCCUAAUACAGGAGGCAAAACGAUUAGUUUGAAGACAGUUGGCCUAGCUGCAUUGAUGGCAAAAUCAGGCAUUUAUGUUCUGGCUUCUGAACCUGUUAAAAUCCCUUGGUUCGAUUCUAUUUUUGCUGAUAUAGGCGAUGAGCAGUCCUUGGCCCAAUCUUUGUCUACCUUUUCUGGCCACUUGAAACAGAUUAUCGCCAUAAAAGCACAAUCAACUAGUAAGUCACUGGUGCUUUUAGAUGAGGUUGGGGCGGGGACAAAUCCGUUGGAAGGUGCAGCUUUAGGGAUGUCAAUUCUAGAAGGUUUUGCUGAAACUGGUGCUUUGUUGACAAUAGCUACAACUCAUCACGGUGAACUCAAAACUCUCAAGUACAGUAAUGACACCUUUGAGAAUGCAUGUGUUGAGUUCGAUGAAGUGAAUUUAAAGCCAACUUAUAAGAUACUCUGGGGAGUGCCAGGCCGCUCAAAUGCCAUAAAUAUUGCUGAAAGGUUAGGAUUACCACAAAUUGUACUAGAUAAAGCACGGGAACUAUAUGGAACUGCCAGUGCAGAAAUUAAUGAGGUGAUCGUCGACAUGGAAAGAUUCAAGCAAGAAUUCCUGCAGCAAACCCAUGAAGCACAAGAUUAUCUGACGCGCUCAAGAGAGCUUCAUGAGAAGCUUUUGGCAGCAAACCAGAGAAUCACAGAACACAUUGUUACUCAAAGAUACAGGAAAAAUCAAGAAAUCUCUCAGGCUGCAGCAGUGGCACGUUCUAAUCUUCAUCACAAACUCCGACAGUUUCGUGCAUCUGAAACUCAGCCGUCCCAGAAUAAGAAGGGAGAUAACACCACAGAUAAUGGUGUAUACUCUGUACAGUACACCCAACAGUCACCACAAGAGAAGCAGAUCAAAAUUCCACAGGUCGGUGAUAGGGUGCAUGUUUCUUCCCUUCGUAAGAAAGCAACGGUAUUAAAAGUGGAGGCAUCAAAGGGGGAGAUUGUGGUUCAAGCCGGUAACAUGCAGUUGAGGUUGAAAUUAAGUGACAUUGAAGCCCAAUAGAAUAGUGAUAUGCUAUUCUUCGCAUUGCAGAAAUAUCUUAUUCUUUCUGAAAGGGGGUGGUGAUAGCAUUAGAAGUCAUCCUCAGACCAAAAAAAAUAAAUCUCAGUCAUCAUCCGGGGAAAUAAUGGAAGGAGCCAAAUAGCGGUAAGGCCAUCCACCUCAUCCUCUUCAAAUGUGGAACUCAAGACUGGGAAUUUUGGAAAUUGACAACUUGGUGUUCUGGCCAUCCCUCAGAUUGUAUAUGUUGUAGAGUUUGGAGCCUGUAGCAAGCGGGAACUGAUAAAAAAUUGAUAAGGAUAAGCAGCCCCUCUGGAGUGCUUUGGUCUUGGCUUCAAUAUGAUCAGUAGAACAUCUCUAUUUCAUAUUGUUUCAGCUAGGAUGGUCUGAUUGUUAUGAUUUUUGUCUGAUUGCCCAUUUAUGGAGCCUUAUAAGGAAUGGAUGGUUUGGAUCUUCAUCAGCAUGUCAAAGGUACAGUAAAAACUUGAGAAGACAGAAAUGGGCUCCAUCUAUAUUCUGUGAAUCUUCCGUUGAACUUCAUGACACUGAAUAUUUGUCAAACAGCACCAUAGUGUAUACAUCCCCAGCACACCUUGGUGAACUAUUCAGAUUGUGGGACCCAAAAGGAAAAAAAGACAGAAAUGCCAAUUGACUUUCAUCUCA